Messenger RNA from Patella vulgata (common limpet), 6693 nucleotides. Its product is annotated as acetylcholinesterase. NCBI's taxonomy places the organism in Eukaryota, Metazoa, Mollusca, Gastropoda, Patellidae. The transcript has 4 exons. Gene Ontology annotation, biological process: choline metabolic process; acetylcholine catabolic process. Gene Ontology annotation, cellular component: plasma membrane. The record is from RefSeq and is a predicted model, not a curated record. Gene Ontology annotation, molecular function: acetylcholinesterase activity. Bases 1192 to 3063 code for a protein of 623 amino acids.
UAAAAUCAACCCGAAUUCUGUUACAGCAAAACUGGCCGUAGUUACCAUACAUACAUAAUUCGUCUUGGUGAAUUAGCUAGAACAGAGGUCAUGCCCCCGAAGUCUCUCAACAUCCGUCAUCUUAGCGGAAAAAUCGAAGGAGUGCGGCAUGCGAUCUAUUCUUUUCAUUGAUGCCCCCCGUUCAUGAAAAAGAAUUGGAGAUAUCGGCGUAUUGGUUUUCGAGGACUCGUUGAAUGCAUACCGGAAUAGAUGUACUUUGCUAUAUGAAAGAAAAGAAGGAAUAACUCAGGAUCUAGUGAAUAAGAGAUUAGCCCUGGUCUAUGAUAUAUGAGGUGUCGUCAGCGUUAUUAUUGAUGGACUCCGAGUGCAUUUAUACGGGAAUGUUGCCGAUUUCUAUUGAUGACUCUUGUCAAGAAAUACUCGCUGUUUCGUUUCGAAGGUAACAUCUUGUCGCCGUUUCAAUAAAUGUUUUAUUCUCUGCAGCUGUUUCAGCGGUCGGUCAUACAUAUUUUCAUAUCUUUUUUCAUUAAUGCUGAUCUCUACUGUGUGAUGGACUUAUAUAGUAAUUGAUAUUUGUUGACGAAGAUAAAAUCGAAUUUGGGAGAUCGAUACUUAUUCGAUUGUAGAAACUCAAUAUUUUGUUUUGUGUUUUUUGUUUGAGAAUACAGUGGUAUAAUUUCAUUUUAUCUAAUUAAUGUGAUGGAAAUUGUAAAAGAUAAACAAAGGAAAUUGAAUUCAGAUGGUUUUUGUUGCAUCCUAAAACCUGCACAUUAAACAACAUACAACAAAAUUAGUUCUUAAAAAAUUAUAGUUCAUGCUGAGUACAUCGUCUUAUCUUGGAAUCCCUGUGGAUAACCCACAAGAAACUCAAAUACACAGGAACCUAUUUAUCGAUGUUUUGAAUCAGUGAUAUUUCGGUAAACUAGUGCUCGGGGGAUCAAAACAACUCAAUAGGUUUGUUUGGUUCUGAGGCGUGGAGUAAUCUGUGAAGAGUUUGAAAGAUGUUGAUGCCAUUUGGACUAGGUGUAUCCGAUUGAAUGUUUGAGACGGGUAUUUCGGUGUUUAUGUAUUUAUGGGGUUUACCGAGUGGAUUUUAAGAAAUAUGAUUAACACCACUUAAUGAAAGCUAAAUAUAUACAUAUGUAUAAAGGAUUAAGUCAUUAAAGGUGAAAGGGGUGAGCAGGAGAUAAGAUGAUGGAUUUACAGCUUUUGGCCGCUACCUUGUUUACUCACCUUCUCUUCCUCCUCCAGAACACCAUCACCGUCAAUGGCUACAAGCCGAUCGUGAAAACAGAAAAGGGAUUGGUACAAGGAUUUCGAAUGACUACUAACGGCAAAGAUCUUGACGCUUUUUUCGGUAUUCCAUACGCUAAACCUCCACUCGGUGGCAUGCGGUUUAAGCCACCUAUACCCGUCGAUCCGUGGGACGGAAUACUAAACGCCACCGUCAAGCCAAAGUGCUGUAUGCAAGGGUAUGAUCAGGUUUUUGGUAAUUUUUCUGGUGCUUGGGUAUGGAACCCAAACACGCAACCCAGCGAAGACUGUUUAUAUUUGAAUGUGUGGGUGCCAAAAACGAAUCCACCGUACGAAAAUAAAGCUGUGAUGGUGUGGAUUUAUGGCGGCUCGUUCUAUAGUGGUAGCGCUGCUCUGGAUAUUUACGACAGUCAGCACCUGGCAACGGAGAACGAUGUUAUUGUCGUUGCUAUGCAGUACAGAGUGGGAGCUUUAGGGUUUCUAGCCAUGGGCCAUCAUGAGGCCCCAGGAAAUGCCGGAAUGUUUGACCAAAGAUUAGCAUUAGAAUGGGUACAAAGAAACAUUCAUCAUUUUGGCGGGAGUUCGAGGAAUGUGACAUUAUUCGGUGAAAGUGCUGGGGCAGUCAGUAUUGGAUUGCAUAUGGUUUCUCCGAUAAGUCGAGGACUUUUUGAUCGUGCAAUUUUGCAAAGUGGUGCACCACACAAUGAAUGGGGAACAGUACCCACUGACGAAGGUAUACGACGUGGGCGACUGCUGGCUGGAUUUAUGGAUUGUGAUAGUAAAGCGGAGGCUAGUGACGUAAUUGAGUGUUUACGUAAUGUUCCAGCUGAACAUUUUCAGAGGCACGAAUUCAGUGUCGCGAAAGGUAUUAUACAGUUUCCAUUUGUUCCCGUCGUGGAUGGCAACUUUCUUGUGGAAACACCAGCUGAGUCGUUAAUCAGAGGAAAUUUUAAAAGAUGUCCCCUUCUAUUAGGUAGCAAUUCCAACGAAGGGAUCUGGUUCUUAUUUUACGAAAUUCAAGAAUUUUUCACAUUAGAAUCCACCGGACUGCUUACUAGCGAGCAGUUCAAAGCGGUAUUGUCGCGGUUGUUUGAAUUCUAUCCGCAAUAUCCACAUAAACAAAAUGAUUUUGGAAUGGAUGCCAUUAUUUUCCAAUACACCAAUUGGUUAGAUCCCAAAGACCAAUACAAAAAUAGACUGCAGUCUGAACAGUCAGUGGGCGACUGUCAUUUUGUGUGUUUUGUGCAAGAAACAGCUAGUAUUUACGCGCGCGCGGGAAUGAAUGUGUAUAGUUAUCUAUUUGACCAUCGGUCAAGCGUGUCACCGUGGCCGGAGUGGACCGGGGUCAUGCAUGGUGAUGAAAUUGCGUUUAUAUUUGGUGAACCUUUAAAUGCUAAUUUCAAAUAUCUAGCACGAGAAAGGGAUCUAAGUAGAAAAAUGAUGAGAUACUGGUCAAAUUUUGCUAAAACUGGCGAUCCUAAUCGGGGUCCUGGUGAAAUGAGUUUAAACGAGUGGCCGCCUUUUCUCCCUCAAACUCAGGAUUAUCUUGUUCUCUCUACGAAAUAUCUUCACACAGCUGACAGAUCACAGGCCGUAAGAUCGGGAUAUAAAGCACACGAAUGUGCGUUCUGGCGCAAUUAUCUACCUCAUCUCGUUGCAGGAACAGCGGAUAUUUCUGAUGUAGAACGAGAAUGGAAACUGCAAUUUGACCAAUGGAAAAAUCAUUACAUCGUCGACUGGAAGAAUCAAUUUGAUAAUUUUCUUAAUAAUUACGAAAGACGAUUACAGACAUGUGGUGGAACACCUUAAAUAAAACAGACUAUAACACUUCAGUAUCGCACCUUUUCACACGCACGAAAAAAAAAAAAUCAUUUUUUUUAAAAAAUGGUAUUUCAUCGUAUUAACUACGUAAUAACAUGUAUUUGUACAUAUAGUCAGUUUCAUAAUUGUUAAUAAUCCACCAAGCACUUCAUAAAAUUUCCAUAAUUGGCAUAUAGUUAUUUGAAUACGAGUAAUACUCCAUUUUGUUUAUGCUAGGUUCCCACUGUCGUGCGAUGCGUUACCAUAGGAUUGUCCCUAUUGAGUCCAUGAUCUGGGGCUGGUUGUUCAAAGCUCUGUUGGGGGGGUUGGAUGGCUGAAUGGUUAGCGUGCGCGCGCUGUAUCAUAAAGUCUGUCAUUGAGUCGACUGGUGUGGUUUCGAAUCCCCGGUUGUACGUGGCAAGGAGUAGGGUCGCCUGUCCAACCUCGUGGGUUUUCUCCGGGGCCUCCGGUUUCCUCCCACUGCUAAAGACCCCUACGCGCAAGCGAAUUAUGUAAAUAAAUUUUUUAAAAAAACAUAUGUUAGUCCCGAAAUGACCUAGUUUGUGUCGAGUGGACGUUAAACCCCAUUUCUCUCUCUCUCUCAAAGCUCUGUUAACUUUUAGCAUCUCGUUAACAUGGAGUUAAUGAGUCGUUAUCUUUAACACAGAGAUGGUCUGUUGCUGGAAGCCCCGUUAACUUUAACAAGUCGUUAACAUGGCGUUAUAUUUAACGGAUGUGUUGGGCUCCGUUAUCUGUUUAACCAUGGCAUUAGUCGGCUGUCCGCCGAAGUAUACCCUUAGCAAAAAGUCAUAGAUUACCAGUAUAAUUUUCUAAGAACAUUCUAGAGGGUUGGGCGAUGGGUGGCUGAGGGCAUGUAGGAAAUACUGACCCCAAAUAUUCUACAGUUUUUGUAGUGCAAAUCCCAUAAUUUUUCAUACAGAUUUAUGCUAAAAUUUCUUAAGGAAAAAAUAAAGUAUUCUAUAGUUUUUUUUUAUAGUUGUCCCACUGUCUUCAGUUUCUUGUUAAUAAUAACUUCAUUAAAGUUGUUAUACAUAUACAUAGAAUUUAAAAAUUUAAAACUCAGCCAAUGAACAAACAGUCUUCUCUUGGAUUAACUUUAAUCAGUCCGUUAGCUAAGGGAUAAUGAAAUUGACUUUCUAGCAACAGAAAUUUAACGGACCGUUAACAAACGACACGUUAGCAAGAUGAUGAUCCGUUCGAGUUUAACGGAUUGUUAAAAUAACUUCGUUUUGAGCAACUGGUCCCUGGUAGGUGAAGAUAUGUUCGGACACCUUUCGAUAUGAUCAACACUACUUCCACGACGGGCCCCAAAAGAUCUGAUAAGAUCACCACGAUUAGUGAACGAUUAAAAACAGGAUUUCAAUCGUAGCGCGAAUCGUGAUAAUGGGAACCUAGCCUUAGUUUAGCUGAUUGGUUGUAUGGAUGGUUGGACCAAGGACAAGUCCCGGAGUGGCAAGAGUUUUUUUCAAAUGAUGGGAUUGGAAAUACGGACAGGAACUUACUAAUAACUGGAUUCACAAAACUAAAGACAGCGAAAGUAGAUUGGAGUUGAAGGGCGGGAAAAUAUUUCCGAUUGAGAAAUUGCCAAGCAAAACGUAGGUCGCGAGAAAGGAAGGGAUUCAGGGAGUUCUUUGGACGAGUUAAUGCUAGAGAUGCUUAUAAGUUGGUCAAUCGCCACUUAUUGGGGUUGGGGUCAUAGGUAUACUGUGCAGCGCCCCGGGGUACGAAUUCCAACAAGCCCAGUAUAUCAUGUAUAAACACGGACAACUUAUAGGGGUUUAUUUUGGGGCAUUAUUAAAGAUGCUUUAUGUAAGAUUUAGAUAAAAAAAAAACCUGGUCGUUCUUGCUGUAAUAGUUCAAAACUAGAUAAUGAAACAUGAAUACCGGUUUAUUAAAAAUGUCAUUGAUGUUACGUCAUUCUGAGCAAAGGUAUCAGUGUUUGAAGUUUUGACAAGAUGUAACAUAGAUCUUUUAUUAUGGUAGCAACACUACUUAACAAUCAAGACUAAGCCUCGGUUCACCAUUUUUAAAUUAAAUUAUUUUAAAAUAACGACCUUGUUUCAAUCCAUUUAAAUCUCGGUCAUCCGAUUUCCUAGAGGAGUUGAUUAUAGGAUUGGCGUAUGAAUAAGCGUCUAAAUAAUAGUUUAUAUAACAUUUGAAGCCAACAUAAAGACCAGCAGGAAGGUUUAGCCCUUACAUAAUGCAGUUUUAACUGUUUUUCGCACAAAUGUUUGUAUUCACAACAUACCAUUUGUUGUAUUUUUUAUGUUGGAUCGCCUUUUUUCGUAAUAUUACACAUAUAUUUUACAUCGCAUUGUAAUUUGUUAAGAAUGUAUGCAUGAUUUAAGGCAUGACUAAGUCGCUUUUAAAAGGGCUAAAUUCUUCUUUUCAGAUUUUGUUGUAUCGACAUUUCAUCCAAUGCUUGCGAUAUUAACACCCGGUCGCACACCUUACGUUCGGGCGAAAUGUCAGAUAUUUUACUAUAGGCUGCGGACUUAUUGAUAGUCAGUUUACUUCCAAUGUAACCCUCAAAGCCAUAUAAAUGUUGUUUUUUUUCGGUACUACGGGUACCAGUAAGGUUUCUGAAUUAUUUUGCAACAUUUUGCUACUUUUAUUGUCUGUUAUGUCCAUUGUGACUGAAACAGCCGCGGCGUAACCCUCGCGAAAAUUAUUGUAAACUACGUGUUAGUCAAAAUCUAUAGGAAUGACGUCAUUUCUAUGACGCGACAAAUACAUGCAGUUGUCCCAUGUUCUUGUGGUCAUUUUCGCGAGUUUUACCCGACUGUGGGGUCGGGUUUUGGAGUUUACAUCAUACAGGGAGUAAUCCUUAACAGGCAUUUAGUAAUUGGAUACAGGGAGUACUUAUGCUUCACUAUAAUAUUAGAUGGAAUGAUCAGUAGCAAUUAGAGCCUUGUUUAUUUUAUAUAUUAUGUGACUUCACCACAACUCUUUUAAGAGCCAAGCGGGAUUUGAAUGGCCUAUAAGUGGUCUGGAGUGCCGCGCUUCGAGCUCUAGCUGGAAUGGAGAUAGGGGCGCCUUCACAACCUCGUGGGUUUACUCCGGGUACUCCGGUUUCCUCCCACAGGAAAGACCCCUGCGCAUGCACUAAGAUAAUAAAAUGAAAAAAAGACAACUUGUCUGCGAUAUCACCCUCGGUGGAAGCGGACGUUAAACACUAAGAACAACAACGGGGUACUCAUUGGGCGCUACCCUGCAAAAGGCAUUGUGUCUUCACCCAAAGGAAAGGCGUCCUACUCGAUCUCGCGUCUCCUACCUGUGCUAGACUAAGCCUAUUAUUUGGCUCCUACGCCUUUUAGCGAGGCAUGCGCUGUAUUGGCGUAAUAGCUGGUGGCUUGGACGCGACCGAUUUGGGGCGGGGGGGGGGGGGGGUAGGUUUUUAAAUGAUCAGGACACAUUUUGGGGGAAUCUUAAGACAUUUCAGGCUCAGUUUUAACCUUUUGAACCUGAAAUAGAUUAAAAUUGUUUAUAUUGUUGUACUGUUUGUAUAUGUAUAUAUAUAUGUAGAGAAAUAUUAUUUUUAGAAUAGAAGUAUUAUGUAGGUUUCCUUCAUCGAUCUUGAUUCAUACAAGUUUCAAUAAAUAUUUACUUUUUAUAUAU